CACAAAGACCUGCUGCCUUGUCCUUCAUGCUUGACAAGAAAGGUUGACAAUCUCUGCCGCUUCGUGGAUAUCAACCAUUUCAAUAUAUCCUUCCAUGAUCUGGCAAGAGCAUCUACAUCUGCGGCCAUGUUAGCCCCGCAACCUCGUCGGCCUGCUGUGCCGACCACCAUUUCGUCUCCUGUUCUCUCUUCGUCAAAACACCUCAGACCUCAGCCCAUACAGCGAAGAUCUACCCUGAAACGCUCAAUCGAUGAAACAAGCCUUAUGGACACCCCCUCCAGUCCGUCGAAACGUUCUCGUGUCACUUUUGACUCGGACGUCGAAAUUGUCUCUGCCGAUGAUGAUGAAGAUCUUGAUCCCCUCGUGGUGAAAGAACAAGUACGAAGAGCCCUCGAAAGACAUCGUGUCAACGACAAUGAAGGCUACGAUCGCCUGCAAAAUCUUUUCAGCACGACUCCGGAAAAGCCAAAUGCGCCCUCAACGAAAGUUCUCAAAAUCCAUCUGCAAGCCGUCCUCGCAAAUGUGGCGGCGCUGACAAAAGACUGCAAUCAUCUGGUGAAUACAAUCCUAUACAGCGAAUGGAUCGGGAGAGAAGAGUCAUACUAUGCUCUUUUUGUCAGGUUCCUCAACAAUCUGGCUGCUGCGCAGCGAGGGUACCAGCACAAGAUCAUGUCGGUCUUGGUAGACUUGCUUGGGCCUCAAAAGACAAGAAGAAUAGGAGAUGCAAAACCAGUCAGACAGACUACCAUUCAUCGUAGAGUCCUGCAGGCCAUCCAACAUAUUACGGUCAACGUACCUUCCGCACCCGCUGCGCUUGCCGACAGAAUGUCGUCACGCCUGGAGUUCGAUUUCCAAAAAGCUGAAGAACGAAUGACAUACAUCAGAAAUUUCAUGGCCAUGAUCAGAUACGUGCCAGAGUUGACAUCUGACAUCUUGACGAGCGUAUUGAGGGAGCUCAUCAAGCUUGAUGUUGCAGUUCAGGUGGACUUGGAUGAAGAGGAGGACGAUGCUGAAGACGAGCUCCUCAGUCACAUGUCCUCGUCGCAGACUCUUGUUGCAGGCGCAUCUCAGGACAUGCUCAAAGACAGUUUUGAUGACGAUGAUGAUGCGAGCACAACAGAUGACGAAUCCGAUAUGGACGAAGACGAGAUGCUGGAUUCUGCAAUUGCGCGCCGACGAAAAUUGAAGGAGGACAUCAAGCAGAUUGACCUGAUCAUGGACAUUUUGUUCCAAUAUUACGCCAAACUUAGCACCUCAACCAACCUGCAAACACGCGACACGGCCCUGGAACAGCUGAUCUCGCACUUCCACACGCACAUCCUCCCGACCUACCGUGCACGACAUCCGCAAUUCCUCAUCUUCCACUUUGCUCAAUCCGACCCUAUCAUCGUCGACCGCUUCGUCACUUCUUGCGUGGCCGUGCUUGUUGACAAAAAGCAGCCACAUCUCCUCCGACACAGUGCCGCAGCUUACUUCUCCGGCUUUGUUGGUCGCGGCGCCCAUGUCUCCCCUCAGGUUGUACAAGACUGUCUGGAACUACUGUGCGACCACUUGACCACCCUCCGUAAGUCGUACGAGCCUGGGUGUCGGGGACCCGAUCUAAAGCGAUACGGCGACUUUUACGCAGCCUUCCAAGCCAUCAUGUACAUCUUCUGCUUCCGAUGGCGCGAUAUCGCCUCGGCUAGCUCUGACGAUGAUUCGGACUUCGAUAUUGACGACGAAGAGGUAGAGACCUACCACUUCCCUGACUCGCUACGAGACGCAGUCCGUGCAGCUAUUUACUCGCCACUCAACCCCUUACGAGUGUGCACGCCGGUCAUCGUCGAGCAGUUUGCUAAGCUCACGACUGCUUUGCAGCUGUUCUACGUCUAUCCGAAGCUCGAAGAGAACAGACAUGUGCGUAUGACGAGCCAUUGGCGUAGUAUAUCAGAUCUGAACAUCAGCAAUCCGGACCGCGACUUGAGCUGGGUUGGUGAUAAUGGAAUGCUAGAGGGCUAUUUCCCUUACGAUCCUUACCAUCUGCCCAUCAGCAAGCAUUGGAUUGAAGGUGACUACGUGGAAUGGAAGGGUAUUCCGGGUGAAGAGGCUGAUGACACGGACUCCGAGUCUGAUGCUGGCAUGGAUGUUGGAGGGAUGGACGAGGAUGAGGAGGACGACGGUAUGGAGUCUGAUGACGAGUGAAUGCAUUCGCAGGGAUCUGGGCCAGGGCAAGCAGCGCAAUAGCUGCGACACUUUUCAUCGUGAGGCCCUAAUCUUCGGAAGGUUUACGACCAUGACGAAAUUUCUUUCAAGCAUUCUUGUUGCGUUCAAGCGAAUUGUUAUCAAAAGUUUGCAUAUAAGAGGCGGAGGACAUCUAGAAUAGAAGAAAGAGGUGCCGGAUGACUGCAUGCAUGUACGACUAUUCUAGCAUGGACGCUUUAAUGGCAAUGAAGAUACGCACUAUAUUUAU
Molecule: messenger RNA, 2449 nt
Organism: Exophiala xenobiotica
Lineage: Eukaryota; Fungi; Ascomycota; Eurotiomycetes; Chaetothyriales; Herpotrichiellaceae
Exons: 1
Coding region: 127-2181 (684 amino acids)
Biological process (GO): transcription initiation at RNA polymerase I promoter
Cellular component (GO): nucleus
Molecular function (GO): RNA polymerase I general transcription initiation factor activity; RNA polymerase I core binding
Source: RefSeq, a predicted model, not a curated record